AUGGAACGACCUAUGUGCCCACCUGCCAAUUGGGAAGGAAUGUACCCCCUAGCUAAUGAGCAAGCGAUCGGACAGUGGGCGUAUAAAAUUUGUCAGAACACAUUAAGUGCGGUGGGCGCUCUAACAGUGGGAGGUAAAGUUGCUGUUGAAGGGGGGGAGGACGACUCAAACUACUGCCUUGACGGCCCCGGUGGGCGAGUGAGUGCCAACGAUGGCCUUAUAGAAGCAGUUAUUGUCGGCUUACGUGCAGAUUUGGAAGCAGUUGGGCAGUCCGCGCGAUGGGAGCGUAUCGCCACGAACCUCAUGAUAUCCCACAUGGCUGGAUAUACCACCCGCGAUCUCCUCUCCGCAAACAUAAACAAGCGAGACAACUGGACAACAGAUUUGGUUUUGGCGGAUAUACACAGGCAGCACUGCAAGCCGAUUGCAAAGAAAUCACCGCCCGCACUCGAACCCAAUUGGACUCGUGAGGCACUUACAGCGGUCGGGAUCCAAAAUCACGCAGUCUUAACCCCCACUAUAUUCAGUGUAUGGCUCUGGUGGACACAUGCCAUAGGAGCACUGGAUCCGGAUGCCUUGGACCUGACUACUACUGCCCUGAGUGAGAUGGUGGCGCUUGACGACUGGGGGCUGGGUCGAGGUGGCUGGUCUAUUGCUGACCAGGGGAGACUUUUUCUUGCGUGUGCGCAGAUCAACCGGUGCCUCACCUUCGUGCACGCCUUGCGCGGUGACAUUGAACGCGCAAGCAUGCAUCUCGCGGGGAACACAUACUGUUCCCUAAACGUGAAAGUUGAACAGCUGUUAAAGUUGCUCAGAAUGCAGAGGACUGAUAUUGACGGCGGACGUGUAGCUGCUGAGGCUGACAAUGGAUUCUACUACCGAAUUGAGUGUGCUACUGUUUGCACUUUGGGGACCCGCCUGUUUUGUGCCACAACUAACACCAUUGCUGCUAUACCCACAAAUUGGAAUGACCUGGUCGACCUAGCAACAGACUACUGGGCGAAGGAACCCCGUAAUGCUGUAUGGAAUACCGUUGUCUAUCACGGAAUUACUCUUGAGGCAGCAGCAAACCUGGUUUUCUCCACUGCGGUUGAAGUCGGAGAGUGCUCAAUGAGGUCUCGCGACUCAGGGGGAAUCUCGCAUGUCUUCGUGAGCAUUUAUCCAUGGCAUGUACUUUGUCUACGAUACAAUGUGCUUAGGCGGUACAUCGAUUCUGCAGUAAUACCGAAGUCCCAAUUUCCAACACUCUCACACAUUCUUGAACCGGACUCCGCGGGCUCAGAAGCCAGAAACCAAGGAGCUGUGACAGGUACAAUGCUCAGCGCAAGAUGUGCUGGCUGUUGCAUUAACGACUACCGCGAGUUGUAUGACAACUGUGGGUCAUGCCAAAAGGGCGACUCAUUGGUUAGAAACGGUCAAACUACCCAGCCAGGGAUACGUUCAGAGCUAUCGCAGCCAUGCAGCACUAUACACUACCCGGAGUGUCCUGCGCCGAAAACAUACGCCUACAUUGAGUACUCAGCAGGUCCCCAGGGAAUGGAGAGGAUAUCCAAGUCCGCCAAGGUUAAUAGAUGCUCGGGCAGCUGCUUGAACCCUGAGCACUACGCUGUGGCCGAAAUCAGUGUACGUGGGGAUGUUGCGGCAAUGACUAGAUUACACUGGCUAGUUUUGGAGCCUAUGCGGCUGCGCAAGACACUAAAGACAGCGAUUAGUAACGCAGAUAGCACCAACACAGCAACAUACUCAGUCCAACAGCAACUCGAGGGGAUAAUAUUAGAAGACGCGAAACUUAUGGGAACAAAUCAAUUUAAACCGUGCACACUUUACACGUUCACGACUUACGCCGCCCAUUACAUACACCCCUCAAUACCAAUGGGAGCAGCAAUGGCAGCGAUUUUAGAAGUCAUAUCUGGUCAACGACCCCCCCCGGACGGUGGCGAUAAGGAGCUGCCUCUGUAA
Messenger RNA from Aspergillus tanneri, 1959 nucleotides. RefSeq lists its product as uncharacterized. Lineage: Eukaryota; Fungi; Ascomycota; Eurotiomycetes; Eurotiales; Aspergillaceae. The record is from RefSeq and is a predicted model, not a curated record. The coding region runs from base 1 to 1959 and encodes 652 amino acids. The transcript has a single exon.